Messenger RNA from Pyrgilauda ruficollis (rufous-necked snowfinch), 1195 nucleotides. RefSeq names its product LYR motif containing 7 (gene LYRM7). The coding region runs from base 16 to 297 and encodes 93 amino acids. The transcript is spliced from 5 exons. The record is from RefSeq and is a predicted model, not a curated record. Gene Ontology annotation, biological process: mitochondrial respiratory chain complex III assembly. NCBI's taxonomy places the organism in Eukaryota, Metazoa, Chordata, Aves, Passeriformes, Passeridae.
UCCGGCGGCGGGACGAUGCCGGCAGCGGGCGCCAUGGGGAGCCGCGGGCAGGUUUUGAAGCUUUUUAAGUUGCUACAUAGAACACGGCAAGAAGUUUUUAAAAAUGAUACCAAGGCUCUGGAAGCUGCAAGGCAAAAGAUAAAUGAAGAAUUCAGAAAUAACCGAGACGAGACAUCUGAAGAGAAGAUUAAUGAGCUUCUUAAAAUAGCUUCAGAUGUUGAAGUGAUUCUCAGAACUUCUGUUAUUCAGGCGGUUCACACAGAUUCUGACAAAAUAGGUUACUUACAAAUAUGUUGAACAGUGACAUGUCAGCAAAAAUACCUGUAGAACUCCACGUUUGACGUCACUCAGUGGAUGACCUGAUCAUUUAUUGCUCACGUCUUACAGUUUUAACCAGUGACUUAUCUCUGCAAGACUUCUGUCAUAAUAAGGCUGUUGUUUUAUAAAAGCAUUGACUGAGGGACUUCUGGGAAUCCAAACAUGUUGUGGUAACCUCUGAAGCACCAUUCAGAGAACUCCAGCAGAGACAGUGAGGCAGAACUUCCUUUGCAAAAGCCAAGUGGUGUCACAUUCAAAUACUAGCUUAUAUUCUAAUGCUGUGCAAGUAUGUAGGGAUGGGGUUAGGACAGCCAGGUGUAUCAGCAACAGAAGGAGGAGGAGAGAAAACAUGGGCGUGCAGCUGAGUAGGAUGGGGACUCGGUAACGAGGACACAGAAUAGUCAGUUCUGUGACAAUAUUGUGGCAGUAACUUUCACUAGGUGCUUUCUUUUCCUGUUGGCCUUCAAAAUAGGUGUGACAAGGUAAAUAUUACAGAUUAAAUUCCAAGACUUGGGUGAGAGAGCUAAGUCAAAUCCAGUACUCAUUUUUGAAAUUGCUGAAGUAAGCAUAAUAUGACUCAGGCUUGAAAAAAAUGCCAUUCACCCCCCUGCUAAAAGUUACUGCAAAACUUAAUGGCUUCUUAAUAUCAAAAUUUUCAAUGCUUGUUAAAGGAGAUGGGAAGACAUUAUUGUAACCAGCCGAAAGUAAAAUCUUAGUAUGAUUUUGUCUUAGGUGGAUAUCAUGAUGCUACUUACCAGUUCAGAUCCUCAUUUUAGAUACCAGAUUUUUUGUUUGUAAAUGUAAAAAUGCCUUUAGAAUUUGAAAUAGUAUUUUCCAUAAGAUUAUAGUCUUACUGUUUUGAGGUUUUUUUUUUCUG